CACCUCAAGGAUGAUGACGGUGCCAGACGACGGCAGCAUCCCGAGUCGUGUCCUGCGGGAGGCCGUGCUCCGAAAGCUCGAAGGUCGAGUGUCAGCUCUUGUGCACGGAAAGAACUACCUCGUGGACAAGAAGGCGUUCAUGGCGCACUUGAGUCAGGACUCGUUGACGCGGACGUUUCUCCAGGCAGGCGUCGUUGCGAUCGCAAACCCGUAUGCAUCGCCCAAGACCGUCUCGUCAGUGCUGUCAGCAUGGUCCCUAUCCUUCUGGCGAGCCAUUAGCUACACGACUGUCACACGUGUCUUGGAAGACAUUAGCGUCCACUACUUGCGUCCCCGCAUCGCUGGUGCACUCAUGAAGGACGUGGCCAAGUCGUCGCUCCGCAAGUACGCUCGAUAUCAACGCGACAAGACGAUCGCGGCAUCGCUCAUCUUCCACACAACGUUUCGAGCCGCGAUCCUCCCCAAUAUGUCCGUCCUUCUCGUCGAGGCCGUUGUGGACAUGUAUCGACUUCCCACACACCGAUGGUCAGCCUUCUUGCAGCGCAGUGUCGGUCGGUUCUUGGCCGCCCUCGCAUACACAUCGAUCGGCGCAGCUUUGGCAACGUUGAUCGCUCCUGGUGAAUGGACGCGCAUCGGAGCUAACCUAGGCGAAGCGUUCGCCUAUGGUCACCUUGGCAUGCAAACCCUCAUGUGCAAAGACAUCGUGCCAGUCGCUGGAUUUUUCUGGCGCGUCACCAACUACCACACGAUGUACCUUGAAGUAUAAUCCGGGCAAUGACGAUGUUUCCUUGAACGGG
Messenger RNA from Aphanomyces invadans, 797 nucleotides. RefSeq lists its product as hypothetical. NCBI's taxonomy places the organism in Eukaryota, Oomycota, Saprolegniomycetes, Saprolegniales, Verrucalvaceae. The transcript is spliced from 2 exons. The record is from RefSeq and is a predicted model, not a curated record. Bases 11 to 766 code for a protein of 251 amino acids.